Molecule: messenger RNA, 2850 nt
Organism: Puccinia graminis f. sp. tritici CRL 75-36-700-3
Lineage: Eukaryota; Fungi; Basidiomycota; Pucciniomycetes; Pucciniales; Pucciniaceae
Exons: 7
Coding region: 55-2415 (786 amino acids)
Biological process (GO): long-chain fatty acid import into peroxisome; very long-chain fatty acid catabolic process; peroxisome organization
Cellular component (GO): peroxisomal membrane
Molecular function (GO): ATP hydrolysis activity; ABC-type transporter activity; long-chain fatty acid transmembrane transporter activity
Source: RefSeq, a predicted model, not a curated record
AGCAACAACUACUCAAGAUCCCUUCCUUUUACCAUCCUCUUCCCUCUCGUCAAGAUGACCACCAGCCAUCCUUCGACUUCAUCGUCUCACCACUUUGGCCUAGCCACCUACGCCAGCCUGAUCAUCCCGAUCAUCUCGAUCUACAAAUACAGAGCAUCGAUCAGCUCCUUCAUCACUCCCAACAAGAAGCACAACAGCAGCAACAACCAUCUGCCACCACAAACCCCGGGAUAUCUGACAACCCCUCAGUAUGAAAUCGCACAACGAGAGAUGUUCAAGUUCCGGAGCGACGGCCAACGUGAACUGUUGAUCCCUCAUCGUGGUAAACUCAGGAAAGUCGUCCUCAGACCUACCGCCCAAUCGACUAUCAAGUUACAUGCCAAACAUUUCAUUCCACCCAAAACCUCGAUUCGGACCAAUGGAAAGAAAUCUGUCGGGGUGAAUCGUGAAUUCUUCAGACAGUUGAAAUGCUUGUUCAUGAUCAUCAUUCCGAGGUCAACUUCCAAAGAAGUCUUCAUGGUUCUAGUUCACACCUUCUUCCUCCUAAUGAGAACUUAUCUCUCUUUUCUGGUUGCCAAGUUGGACGGGAUUAUUGUCAGAGAUUUGGUCUCUGCUGAUCUCAAAGGGUUUGCAAAAGGGCUUCUGUACUGGUACUUGCUGGCGAUUCCUAGUACUUACACCAAUUCAAUGAUUCGAUUCUUACAAUCCAAAUUGGCACUCUCAUUUCGAACUCGAUUGACGAGAUAUGCACACGACUUAUAUCUCUCCCCCAACCAGAACUUUUACAAAUUAACCAACCUCGAUACAAGAAUCACCGCAGCAGAUCAAUUUCUUACGGCAGACAUAGCCAAGUUCUGUGAUUCGUUAUCGUCACUAUACUCCAACAUCUCUAAACCGGCGCUAGAUCUGAUCCUUUUUAACUAUCAACUUGGGAAGAGUAUCGGGAAAGUGGGCUCGAUGGGCUUGAUAAUCAAUUACUUGAUCACCGGAUGGAUCUUAAGACAAAUCACACCAGCAUUCGGCAAACUGAGUGCUGUGGAAACCAAACUCGAAGGCGAUUUCCGACUGACUCAUGCGAGAUUGAUCACGAAUUCCGAAGAGAUCUCGUUCUAUAAUGGGUCUCGCUUGGAGAAGGAUAUCCUGAAUCGCACCUACCUCCGAUUAAUCAGACACGUCAACUCGAUCUUCAAGAUCAGGAUCGCGUAUAGUAUGGCCGAGGACCUAGUGAUCAAGUAUGCAUGGAGUGCUGUGGGAUAUAUGCUUGUCAGUAUCCCUGUAUUCUUCCCAAACCAAACUAGCCCGGCUGCCCCAUCCCGAGGCCCGAUCGCCGCUCUCGAGAGCUCCUCAACCCAUUCUUCAGUCGCUAAGCGUACCGAAUCUUACAUCGCCAAUAGACGGUUGAUGCUCUCUCUAGCAGAUGCGGGAGGUAGAAUGAUGACGUCGGGAAAGGAUCUUGCAGAACUAGCAGGCUACACUUCGCAAGUGUAUACGCUUUUAGCCACCUUACACGAUCUCAAUCAGGACCGUUUCCAAUCGAUCCAAACCGAAUCAGCCAGCUGUCGGUUUGAUAUGGGAAUGGUCAACAGCCGGAUAAUCGAGGGCGAGGAAGAUGUUGUCGAAUUCUCUCACGUGCCGAUCGUUGUUCCUAGCUUAAUCCCAGGCAGGGAUGGGGAGCUCCUGGUUGAUGACUUGUCCGUCAAAAUCAGGCGGGGCGAACACUGCUUAAUCACUGGGCCAAACGGAGUGGGGAAGACUGCUAUUGCUAGAAUCUUGGCAGGCCUUUGGCCGUGUUUUGAAGGUGUGAUCAAGAAGCCUCGAUCCGACCAAAUCAUGUAUCUCCCACAGAGGCCAUACUUGAGUUUAGGAAGCUUGCGUGAUCAGGUGAUCUAUCCCCACAGCUUUCCGCAAUUCGAAGGCUUAGGGGGGACGGAUGAGGAGUUGAUGAAGAUUUUGGAACAAGCUCAUUUGGGUUACAUUCCUGCUCGAGAAGGAGGAUUUGAUACUAUCAAAGAAUGGAAAGAUGUCUUGAGUGGGGGUGAGAAACAAAGGGUUGCGAUUGCUAGAUUGUUUUAUCAUUCACCAAGGUUUGGGGUGAUGGAUGAAUGCACCUCAGCGGUCUCGACGGACGUGGAGGGAUUGAUGUACCAACACGCCAAGGAGCUCGGGAUCACGUUGAUCACGAUCAGUCAUAAGCCAUCCUUACUGAAGUACCAUGACUAUCUGUUGAAGUUAGGCACGACACCGACGGACUCGGAGGCUCAGAAUGGCUGGGAGUUGAGCAAGAUCGGCUCGGAGGCUGAGAAGCUUGGGACGGUCGAGAAAGAGGUGGAGGAGCUCAAAAAUCGGUUGGCUGAGGUCGACCAAUGGAAAGAUCGCUUGCAUCAGAUCGCAGUCGAAUUGGCUUUCCAAAAAUAAUGCCGUUCUUCCUUUAUUCAUGUCCUCCCCGCCAAAAAUAUUUUCUAACUUAAUAGUCAGUGUCAUUAUGCAAAUCUCGAAAAAUUCAUCCGCAAGUCGAUUUUUUCUCUUUGUAUUCAGUCUGAUCUAUCAAUAAAUUAGUUUCAACAUUAUGUGUGAUAUGGGCUGCAUUCAUUUCAUUUUCAGUUUUUCCCUUUCCUCUAGCUCAAUAGUGUGCUCUCCAUCCAUUUACAUAGACGUCUGCAUGUGUUGUAUUCCUAUUACUCUGCUUUCUCAUUUUCUUCGAUCAUCACCCAAUCUUUCUGGGUGGCGUGUUUUCCUGUAAGAUGUGGUAUCAUCAUCCUCAUCCUCAUCUACAUCGUUUUUCUUCUCCCUUCAAUAGUAAAUUUUAGUCUGUUUCUUCAAUAUUAAUAGAUCCUUAGAAAGAAAGAAAAA